CCGAGCCUGACUCCCGGGAGCUGAGCUCCCCGAACGCCGCUCCGCUUGCUCCUGCGGUUUCUCCGUGCCGCGGCCGCCUCCUCUCCGUCCUCGCACCCGCUCCCCAGCUGCGCGCCUCCGCCUGUCUGCGCGGUGCAACCCCGGCCGGAGCGGCGAUGCGCCUCAUCCAGAACAUGUGCACCAUCGCCGAGUACCCUGCCGCGGGAAGCGCCGCGGCCGCCGAGUGCUGCUUAGGGCCCGCGGGCCGCCGGCUCGUCAAGAUCGCCGUGGUGGGGGCUAGCGGCGUAGGCAAGACCGCUCUGGUGGUCCGAUUCCUCACCAAGCGAUUCAUUGGGGACUAUGAAAGAAACGCAGGUAAUCUGUAUACCAGACAAGUCCAGGUGGAAGGGGAAACCCUAGCCAUACAAGUUCAGGACACUCCAGGAAUUCAGGCCCACGAAAAUGGCUUGAGCUGCAACGAGCAGUUGAAUCGGUGCAUCCGGUGGGCAGAUGCUGUGGUGAUUGUUUUUUCCAUCACUGACCACAAGAGCUAUGAACUCAUUGGACAACUCCACCAGCAUGUCCAGCAGCUCCACCUGGGCACCCGGCUGCCUGUGGUGCUCGUGGCUAACAAGGCUGACCUGCUGCACAUCAAGCAGGUUGACCCUCAGCUUGGACUGCAACUGGCUAGCAUGCUGGGCUGCUCCUUCUAUGAAGUGUCUGUCAGUGAAAAUUACAACGGUGUCUAUAAUGCUUUCCAUGUCCUGUGCAAAGAAGUGAGGCACAAGCAGCAGCCCAGCGGCACGCCUGAGAAGCGAAGAACCUCUCUCAUUCCACGGCCCAAGUCACCCAACAUGCAGGACCUGAAGAGAAGGUUCAAGCAAGCUCUCUCUGCCAAAGUGAGAACUGUCACCUCUGUUUGAAAUGUGACGCUCAAGGGGGUUUGAUCUUCCAGGAAGAGGCCCGGAGGUGCUUCUAGGUUGGGAUCCUUGGGUGCCACCAGUAGUUUGUGUUUCCAGGAAGGGCUGGAGCCAAAGGGCCUGGGGCCUGUGGAACUGCUGCAUAAAGACAUGCAGUGGAAGCAGAGGACAGAUGGAUGGGGCCUGAGUGAGCCCCUAAAAGCCACUCUCUGUACAUGUGACCUGUCUGUGUCUUGUGUCCUCCAGGGUGGGGAAGAGGGCACACUUGUUAUGGUUGUUCUUAACUGCCUUGUAAAUGAUGGUCAGUUGUAGUUUCAAGCAGAUAUAUUUGUGUGGUUGAUGGUGGGAAUGAAGGGACUGAUUAAAUCUUUGUAGACUUCCUUUUCUCCCCUUCCUCUUCUUUUCUUUCUCCCAAAAGGAAGAAUUACUUUUCUUCUGUCAACAUGUUUUGCCCCUCUGGAACACUGUUCCUUACAGAAUAUCUUUCUAAUCUAAAGGAUACCCAGAUUUCUUUUUUUAAGAACAAAGAGAAAAACAAAACAAAAC
Molecule: messenger RNA, 1445 nt
Organism: Octodon degus (degu)
Lineage: Eukaryota; Metazoa; Chordata; Mammalia; Rodentia; Octodontidae
Gene: Rasl11b
Product: RAS like family 11 member B
Exons: 4
Coding region: 156-902 (248 amino acids)
Molecular function (GO): GTP binding; GTPase activity
Source: RefSeq, a predicted model, not a curated record